This is a messenger RNA of Staurois parvus, 323 nucleotides long. The record is from the annotation of a GenBank genome assembly. Lineage: Eukaryota; Metazoa; Chordata; Amphibia; Anura; Ranidae.
CACUGAUAGGUGGCACUGACUGGCACUGAUGGGUGACACUGAAAGGCAGCUCAGAUGGGCACUGAUAUGUGGCAUAGAUGUGCACUGGUAGGCACUGAUAUGUGGCAUUGAUGUGGCACUGAUGGGCACUGGCAGGUGGCAUUGAUGAGCACUGACAGCUGGCACUGAUGGACAAAGACAGGUGGCACUGCUGGGGCUACACAGAUCAUCAGGGCACACUGAUCAUCAGUGCCCUGAUGAUCAAUGUCAGCGUGACAGUCCGUGAGGAGAGAAAUGCCGAUAACAGGCAUUUCCAUGUUUACAUGUGAUCAGCUGUGAUUGGA